Corythoichthys intestinalis (scribbled pipefish) is the source of this 8399-nucleotide messenger RNA. Its product is annotated as E3 ubiquitin-protein ligase pellino homolog 2. Bases 803 to 2092 code for a protein of 429 amino acids. Gene Ontology annotation, molecular function: protein binding; ubiquitin protein ligase activity. NCBI's taxonomy places the organism in Eukaryota, Metazoa, Chordata, Actinopteri, Syngnathiformes, Syngnathidae. The transcript is spliced from 7 exons. Gene Ontology annotation, biological process: protein polyubiquitination; regulation of Toll signaling pathway. The record is from RefSeq and is a predicted model, not a curated record.
AAGAAAGGAAUUUGCCCUCAAGUCCAUCAAGACUUCCAGACUGGAAGAGUUGUCUCGUCUGGGGCAUGCUGGUGACCCACAUUCAGCUACACAAAAACUACAUCCUCGUUGCAUUUAUGCCACUAUCAAUGUGGGUGGAUUACUGUUUUUCUUGGAUGAAAUUGACAUAAUUCACGUAUUUUCUAAAUUUUUCCACAUAAAAAGUGUGUUGAAAUGCCUCAUUUGAAUCUAACCGUGGAGCUUCUCAUCACGCUAAAAAUUUCACAUUUAAAAGGGGGGGUUCAGUUUUAUGUCCAAAUUUUAUGACAAGACAAGUUUAAUUAUCGAGAAUGAUAAAAAUGCAACUAAUUUCAAAACACGUUAAAUACAUACAGGAGCUGUGUAUUAUAGUGUCACUGUAUUUUAAUUGAAACUUUUAGCGAGAUAUGCUCACGUGCAAACCCCGCUGUUAGUGGUACGCUCCACUCCCCGCUGCUCUUCCCUCUUGCUUUGCUAGUGAACAGAUUUCGCUACAAGCUAGCAACCCGCUUGACUAUUUGAAAGCCUCGAAAAGAUGCUCCUCCGGCGGAUUAAAACCGUCCAACACACGGCAACAAGUCCGGGGAAACUUUAUCUGACUGUAUUCCAACUUGACUAAGAAGGCAGGACCCAGACGGUUUUCAACGCGACACUUUCGAGGGGGGUGUUAGCAUUGUUUAAUCGCUUCGUAGUAUUCCCGCUGAGGACGACUCGUCUUUCUUUUCUCUCUGCCUUUUCUUUUAAAAAUUGUAUUCAUCCCAUUUCCUGGAGCAAGUCCUCGCUGAUGAAUUCACCGAAAAAGGACGGAGAUGAUGAUGUGCCCGUUAAAGACUCGAUAAAAUACGGCGAACUGGUCAUUUUGGGGUACAAUGGCUCUCUUCCCAGCGGCGACCGCGGACGGCGAAAGAGCCGCUUCGCUUUGUACCGGCGCGGCAAAGCCAAUGGCGUCAAGCCUAGCGCUGUGCACAUCCUCAACACGCCGCAGGACAGCAAGGCUGUGCACAGCAGGGGGCAGCACAGCAUCUCUUUCACGUUGUCCCGCAACCAAACAGUGGUGGUGGAGUAUUGCCAUGACAACAAUACUGACAUGUUCCAGAUUGGGCGCUCAACAGAGAGUCCCAUUGACUUUGUGGUGACGGACACCUCCGGGGGGGCUAAGGAGGGUGAGGAUCCCUCCAUAGCCCCCAGCACCAUCUCACGUUUUGCCUGCCGCGUGGUGUGCGAGCGCCACCCGCCAUACACGGCGCGCAUCUACGCCGCUGGCUUUGACUCCUCCAAAAAUAUCUUCUUAGGGGAGAAGGCGACCAAGUGGAAGAACCCAGACGGCCAUAUGGAUGGGCUGACCACUAAUGGCGUGCUGGUUAUGCACCCCGAGGGCUUCCCAGAAGAUCCCAAGCAGGGUCUGUGGCGUGAGAUCUCUGUCUGCGGUGACGUAUAUGCCCUGAGGGAGACUCGCUCUGGACCCAGCAGGGGCAAACUUGCAGAAGGUGAGAGCAGCGCGUUACGUGACGGCUCAUUAGUGGACUUGUGCGGCGCUACCUUGCUGUGGCGCACGGGCGAAGGCCUCAUGCGUGCUCCCACUCUGCGCCACUUGGAGGCGCUCCGCCAGGAGCUGAACGCGUCUCGGCCGCAGUGCCCCGUUGGCCUCAGCACAUUGGCCUUUCCUAGCUUGCCACGCAGCCACAGCCUUGAAGAACGUCAGCCCUGGGUCUACCUCACCUGCGGCCACGUCCACGGACGCCACGACUGGGGCCAGAGAUCCGAGGCAGGCGAGGAGGAGCCCUUAGAGGGCGAAGGCUCCACGACGCGGCGGGAAUGCCCGCUGUGCCGCAGCGUUGGCCCCUACGUACCACUGUGGCUGGGCUGCGAGCCGGCCGUGUACGUGGACGCCGGCGCCCCCACGUACGCCUUCGUGCCGUGUGGCCACGUGUGCUCGGAGAGGACAACCAGGUACUGGGCGGACACCCCGUUGCCCCACGGGACGCACGCUUUCAGACCCGUGUGCCCCUUCUGCUCCGCCGCACUCAGCACACCUGGGUGGACGCGACUCAUCUUCCAGGGUCCCAUCGACUAGCCGCAACACAAAGCUCCAUUCCUCUCCAUUUUUAUUUUGAGUGUUCUCUGUUUAACAUAUGCAGCUCCGUCCCUUUUUUUCCUUCAAGUUUGAUGAUGGGUUGAAAAUCUGGACUUUGGGCAACUAAAUUUUAAUACCACGCAGGGAACUAGUUUAUUUUGCGCAGUUUAAAACCUCGGAUGUCACAACCAUCGUAUACGAAGUAGAACCUGAACCAGAUCUCAAGCCCGUCAUCUAGCAAAUGGAGUUCAAACAAGGGCUCGGAACCCCUCAAACUCUGUAAGAUCCACAUUACACACACACACACCAAACUCCCUAAAGCAAUAACACCACUCGCUCGUGUAUAAGCUAAGACCUCUCGCUAGACUAGCGACGGUCACCUCUAACAUGGCUGUAGCGUUUUUUUGUUGUUGUUUUUUUUUAUCCCCCCAGAGAUUUGGAGGUCAACCAGAAGUGUGUUCCACCAAAGUAUUUAGAUGAUGGUUUUCUGUAAAAGUGUGUGAGUUUUGCCUUUUAUCUGAACAUUUAAAAAAUGGAAAUCAACCAAGGUUUCCCACCAAUUUUAGAGAAGCCCACCAGUGGCCCCACAUGUUUUAAAAAAAUAAAAGUGUUAAUAGUUUUAGCAAACAAAAUUACAAUUAAAAUAAAUUAUAUGGACAGGAAUUGUCAGUGCAAUUGCUGAGAGCUGGGACAUUUUUGUUUACAUAUCGACCAUUGCGCUUUCAACCCUAUCACCAUACGCGAUAAAAAAAUAUAUAAUAUUUUUUAUACUUUCUUUUGUAACAGUGUUUGCUAGCAUGAAGUGGCAAGAAAAGCCUGGCCGUCCGCCAGGCUUCAAAGCAAUGAGGGAUUCCUGCAAAGUAUUUUAAAUACUAAAAAUGAAAGGAAUUUUGUGUAAGGUUUCGAUUAUGCUUAAAAAAAAAAAAAAGUCAACCACAGCCUGAGUGUUUUGUGCUGAGUCACAUUACUUAACAAGUGCACUGCCAUUGACGGUCAUAGACGUGAAAUCUGAAGGGAAAAGGUAUUAUUGCUAACAUGCUAAUCAAUAAUUGUAGACAUGCCUGAUUCUAUUUUUAUAGUACAAAAUAAAUAUAUUAAAACCAUAGUGUAACCAACAAUAAAAUACAUCUAAAAUAUGAGUGCAUGAGAAAAAAUGUUUUUGUAGGCCCUUUAUGCAGGAAAUGAAUGACCAAGUGAUGAGAACAGAUCAGUACGCUCAUAGUUGACGAUCCACGUCACACCCUCGCCAAAUGAUAACGAACAAAUAGAAAGUUCCAAGUGAAGGUCGACCGAUAUGGGAUAAAAAUGCUGAUACCGAGAUCUUAAAAAAAAUUCAGCCAUUUGCCGAUAUCCAAAGCCGAUUUUGUAAGUCGUAGAUAUUUGAGGCUGAUUUCCUUUUUUUUUUUCUUUUUAAAGUAGGUAGAGGUAUUUUUUUAGUAAAUUCCUAGUAAACAGCUUCAAAUUUACAAUGAUGACGUGAGACUUAAAGGAUUCAUUCAGUUUAGUGCUACCAAACCAACAAACGGAGGACUUUUUUUAUGAUUAGGAUGUCAUGGCAAGAUGUAAGCAAGUGAGAGUUUAAGAAGAUGCUUGCCAUGCUAAGCUAAUGCUAACAUGAAUGCUAUGCUAACGCUACAAGUUACAUUUAGAGUGAAGGAUCACACCUUAAAAGGCUCAAGAAACAUAGCAUUUUCUCUCAUGCAAGAUAAAAAAAAAAAUCUUACCAUAUUUAAAAAACAGGCAAGCCUGAAGCUUCCUGUAGCUACCGGCCUUCAAGCUGUUGCGGGGUCCUACCGUCUGUCAGCGGUGGCCACAGUUGCCCACACAGAUGCCUGAUCAAAAUCCUUUUUUUUUUUUUUUUUUUUUUUUUUUAAUCGUUUUAUUUUUUUUGUUAAUAAAUCGGCCGAUGUUUGAAAAAGGUCCAUAUGUCGGCCCAUUCUAUCGCUCGACCUCUAGUUUUAAGAUCAAGACAUGCGCCGAGUCAGUCCACUGAAGGUAGAAGAUAAUCAGCGUCGCCCAGAAAACAGUGGUAAUGAACUCAAUCUGCACAAUCCAAGACUGGCGACACCCUCGGGCACCGCCCUGACAGUCACUCCGAUAGGUCUCCCCGCCUUCCAAACCUCUAAAAAGACAUUUCCGUCAUUACUACUCAGGAUGCCGAGAGGCGUACUGCUAGAAUGGCACCCUGGGCUCAGUGUUUUCCCUCUGUUUGCCUGAGUUUUCAUUGUUGUUACACUAUGGUUUAAAUAUCUUUAUUUUGUUUUGUACUAAGACAAUUGAAGCAGGCAUGUCUACGAUUAUUGAUUAGCAUGUAAGUGAAAAUACCAUUUCCCUUUAACUCCAAUCCACUUAAACUAGGACUUCCAGUUCAAAUAGACUUGGCGUCUUUCCUCGUCAAUAGCAGCUAAUGAAUUAAAAAUGUGAUAUACAUUUUUAAAUGAGAAGUUUCGAAAGGUAACGUCAAAGAAAUUUGCUAAUAUCACCAUUUUCUUAAACAGUAUUAACACUAAAAUACGUGAAUAAGUGGGAAUUGUUGUUUUUCGGACUGAACUGCCAAAAGCCAUCAUGCCCGCUUUAGUAUGAAUACCAUCAGUUUAACAUUACACUCCAAUUAACACCAACACACUUCUGGUUUCUCCGCUACUACUAACAGGGUUCCUCUAUAAAGUUUGUGUGUCGGUGUAUCCAAAGGUUUGACCUUGCAUAACCUCAAAAACCUAAACUUUUUUUUCUCUAAACUGUGUGCGUGACAAAGAAAAGUUAUUUUGUUAGGAAUGUGGUUCCGUGUUUAAAAAAAAAAAAAAAGAUAUAUAUAAAUAUGCUAUUUUUCUAUCUGAUUUAGUUGUUUAACUCAGUGAAAGUUAAGCGUAUGUUCUGGGAUGUGUUAGAUUUAGAAGAACCCGUGAGUGUGAAAAUGUUGCCAACGCUGUGUCAUUCACUCACUAACACGCAAACAAUACAUGUUGACACAGUGCUCCUGGAUAUUGAAUGUAGCCGACCAUACAGGCUAUGUGUUUAUUAGCCUCUCCCUGGUGCUCAUAUUGAAUGGUCUAUAUUGUGAUACUAUUUUUGUAAGUGAAUAUGACAGCGUACCCCCUCCACCCAGCUUGAAUAUGAUAACCUCACGUAUGAAAGAGUGGAUACACUCACGUUUGUGUAUCCCGCUUGCAUGUACACACGUAUGCACAGUAUGUACGCUGCACUCAAAAUGCGCCCCCGCCACUGCCCGCCUUUUGAAUUUGAGUGUUCGAAGGCUGCGUUCAGACUGCAGGCAUACCUGAUUCCAAUCAGAUUCCUCCUCGAAUCUGAUUUUUUAGAGCUGACUGUUCACACACUGUUUUUUUUUUAGCAAGCGUCCAAAUCAGAUCUGGGCCUGUUCAGACUGGGCCACAUUGUUGACACACCUGACAGGGUGCUGUGGCAACAAAGGCGUCAUCCAGCAUAGAGUGACGUCACAAACAGUCAAAUCCCAUCCGAGCUGUUUAUCUUGUCCAUACACUGCUGGCCAAAAGAAUUGGCAACCCUGCAAUUCUGUCAGAUAAUGGUCAAUUUCUCCCAGAAAAUGAUUGCAAUUACAAAUGCUUUGGUAGUAAUAUGUUCAUUUUUUCGCUUGCAAUGAAAAAACACAAAAGAGAAUGGAAAUAAAAAUUGAAUUAUUAUCAUUUAACACAAAACUCCAAAAAUGGGCCGGACAAAAGUAUUGGCACCCUUUGAAAAAUCGUUGUGAUGCUUCUCUAAUUUGUGUAAUUAACAGCACCUGUUACUUACCUGUGGCACAUAACAGGCGGUGGCAAUAACUAAAUCACACUUGCAGCCAGUAAAAAUGGAUUAAAGUUGACUCAACCUCUGACCAAUGUCCUUGUGUGUACCACAUUGAGCAUGGAGGAAAGAAAGAAGACCAAAGAACUGUCUGAGGACUUGAGAAGUGAAAUUGUGAGGAAGCAUGAGCAAUUUUUAGGCUACAAGUCCAUCUCCAAAGAACUGAAUGUUCCUGUGUCUACCGUGCGUUGUGUCAUCAGUAAGUGUAAAGCCCAUGGCACUGUGGUUAACCUCCCUAGAUGUGUACGGGGGAAAAAAACUGACGAGACAUUUCAACAAAAGAUUGUGUGAAUGGUGGAUAAACAACCUUGACUAACAUCCAAACAACUUCAAGCUGUCCUGCAGUCCGAGGGUACAACGGUGUCAACCUGUACUAUCCGUCGGCGUCUGAAUGAAAAGGGACUCUAUGGUAGGAUACCCAGGAAGACCCCACUUCUGACCCAGAAUCAGGCUGGAGUUUGCCAAAACUUCCCUGAGAAAGCCAAAAACUUUUUGUAAGAAUGUUCUUUGGUCAAAUGAGACAAAAAUACAGCUUUUUGGGAAAAGGCAUCAACAUAGAGUUUACGGGGGGAAAAAUGCGGUACCCACAGUCAAACAUGGCGGAGGUUCCCUGAUGUUUUUAGGUUGCCUUGCUACCUCUGGCAUUGGACUGCUUGACCGUGUGCAUGGAAUUAUGAAGUCUGAAGACUACCAAUAAAUUUUGCAGCAUAAUAUAGGGCCCAGUGUGAGAAAGCUGGGUCUCCGUCAGAGGUCAUGGGUGUUCAAGCAGGACAAUGACCCAAAACGCACUUCAGAAAGCACUAGAAAAUAGUGAGAGAGAAAGCACUGGAGACUUCUAAAGUUGCCAGCAGUGAGUCCAGACCUGAAUCCCAUAGAACACAUGUGGAAAGAUCUGAAAAUGGCAGUUUGGAGAAGGCACCCUUCAAAUCUGAGACCCGGAGCAGUUGGCCAAAGAAGAAUGGUGUAAAAUUCCAGCAGAGCAUUGUAAGAAACUCAUUGAUGAAUACCGGAAGUGGUUGUUCGCAGUUAUUUUAUCUAAAGGUUGUGCUAUCAAAUAUUAGGCUGAGGGUGCCAAUACUUUUGUCCGGCCCAUUUUUGGACUUUUGUGUAAAAUGAUAAUGAUUUAGUUUUUUUUUUUUUUUUUUUCCCAUUCUCUUGUGUGUUUUUUCAUUGUAUAAAUGAAGAUAUUACUACCAAAGCAUUUGUAAUUGCAAUCAUUUUCUGGGAGAAAUUGAGCAUUACCUGACAGAAUUGCAGGUGUGCCAAUACUUUUGGCCAGCAGUGUAUUUGAUAUGAAACUACCUUCCAUAUGUGGUUUCAAUCCAUCUCGUGAAAAUCAGAUUUCUGUGCUUUGGGACUAUUCCGGCUACAAAAGAGCCAUCCAGUUUCAAACUGGAUGGGCUAAAAAUCAGAUUUUGGCUGCCAGUCUGAACAAGGCCUAAGAUGUCUUCCGAGUCUUCGGCUGUUAGAUGUGCAAAAAUAGAUGGAAAAGAAAAAAUCCUCAUACUUGACCGAUAUUUGGAGGCGAGAGUCACACUUUGUACUGUAAUUCUCAUAUUUGCCGCCAACUCUACUGCAGCAUAAGAGAAAUUCCGCCCACGUGAAGUUUAUUUUAGAGUCAUUCAUCCUUUUUAUUUAUUUUUGGCUUGUAGUUCAUAAAGGCAAACGGCACUUUUGCUGGCAUGUUAACCAUGAAACUAAAUCUUGAGUUAUAAUUUCAUGUAACAUUUGAAAAAUGCUUAACCUGACGAAAACAGCGGUAUCUUGAUUCGGUGGAUAAAUUUUCCAUUAAAAUGUAAUGUCGUGUGAUUUCGUCCAUCAAGGUACCACACAAGUUCCGCAAUUUGACCGUAGCUGAUCAUUUUUCGGUGGUUAUCGUCACGUGCUCGAUCGUUUUCGGUGGUUAUCGUCGCUCAGGAUUUAGCGCGGCACACAGUGAUUUCACUUAACGCAACACUUAAACAGAAAGCAUUUAUCCGCUAAUAUAGAAAUGUAUACAAGGUCACGUGUGAUCAGUUACUUACGGGUUUUAAUAACAAAAGAAUGAAACCGUGCGAACCUGCCAAAAGUUAAUUAAUAUAACAUUCAAUACAGUGUUGGCAUGUGGAUGGAAGAACUGUUGCAGCACCUAUUUUACUUUUACAAUCCUUUGUUCAUUUUUACUUGUGUCUAUCUACGAUUUCAAACUCUUUAGUUUUAACGUGUAGCCGCCUCUAGAUGCAGAAACAGUAUUUAUUUACUUUUAAUAUUUUUAGCACUUCUCUAACGAUGUCCUGUAUCAGUUGACCAUGCUUUCAACGUACAACGAGACCGUGAAACCACUUCUACCGUUUUAUUAUGCAUUUUUGAAGAAAUCCAAACCAUGUACAGCUUUUUUUCUCUCCAUUAUUUUUACUAUUGUAUUCCUCUGUAACCGAAUGGUGCACAGACAAUCGCUAUACACAUGUCAAUAAACCUGUUAAAAGUGCCACUUUUUUUUUUUUUUUUU